GCGUGGCGUCUGACGUCGACACAUACGGAAGCCGAAUACGGACACGUGGGGUAGCGCUUCCACCCGAAAAGGGGCCGUGUUAUGUUGCGUUUUGUGGAGGUUGUCAAUAAUAUUUCACUAAAACAUUUUUAAUGCUUUGUACAUAUCUGUGAGAAGCAGUGCAAUGACCUGCGCAAAUCCUAUUACUGAGGACCAGCAUUUAAGAGACAGACUUUUACAGACGUCAGACCGGCUCUAAUAAAAAGGUACCCCCGGGGAGAGACAGUGAAGGGACAGGGAUUUAAGAAUGGCUUUGGAGGAGCUGAAGGUCAUCAUCGAGAGAUGUAGGGCGGUCGAGAACGACAGCUUCAGCUCGGACGACUAUGAGCUGCUGGUGAGCGCAGGCCGGGCGUGCAUCGAGCAAGGGGACGGCGCACGGCUGGAGGAUAUAGUGAAGGAUGAGAAGAACCAGGGCAUCUUCAGGUGCAUGGGCUGGAAUCUCCUGGGCCCACUGGUGCAGGUGCUUCUCAGAAAAGAGGAGGAGAGUCUUCCUCACUGCCUGGCAAUCCUCACGCACAUGCUGGAGGUCUGCAGUCCCAAAGAACUGCUGAUUGGUUUGCUGGAGCAGGUGGAAGAUGCCCAUCCGGAAGCCAUAGCGGAGACCAUUCUCCUCCUCCUUCAGCCGUUACAGAAAGUGCUGCUGAAGCUGGGCACGAAGAAGGCAUCCUCGGUGGGAAUGGCCCUGGCCACACUCCUCAACCAGGUGGCCCGGCUGCCUGUGCCCUACACCAGGGAGCAGGAGGAGGACGACACCUUUGGCCUCUGUCGCUGCUGCGCCGCCCUGCUGGUCUUCGUGCAGCCUUUCGUGGACGAGGUCAGCCGGGGCCUGGAGACUAAGGCUGCCCAGCAGGACGAGCUGAAGACCGAACUACUGAAAUUCUGCAUGAAAUGCUUGAAGGAGCCUCUUCUGAAUGCUCAGCUGAAAGAAGGCACGGACUCGUCUGAGAGCUCCCCCCUCAGGAAGUUUGCCAUUGAGAUUCUGGGUGUCCUGUGCCGCAUCGGAGAGUCCAUCCCCGAGCUCCUCUUUCACCACCUGCUGAAGAGGAAGGAGCCAGGUUUUCUGGAGGAAGAUGCCCGUUACCCAGUGGAGUCCCUCGCUUGCCUGGCCUACCUGCUCUUCGUCCAUCACAUGGCCACGGACAUGUUCCCCGCAGUCUUCAGCCCUGUGUUUGUCCUGCGCUUUAACAUGGAGUACAUCAAUACCCUGCUGACCAGGAAAGAGGAGUCACGAUUACAGAAAGGACUGGAUUUAUAUGAGAAAACACUGACGCGGGUGGAAGAUGACAGCUUACCUGUGACGCUGCUGGAUCUGAAAACCUUCUUCAGCGUUCCUCAGAACCUGGUAAAGGUGAUGACCCAGUGUCCAGUGCAGCAUCUGAGAACCAAAGGCCUGUCUGUGUUCCAGCUCAGCAUUGAUAAGUUCGACCUGGAGGCCAAGCACAAGUUCUUUAGGUGUAUGCUGAAGACCAGCCACCAUGCCGGUGUUGAGGGCUACGUGAUUAAGAACAUUAAAAACCAAAUCGACUUUGGCCUCAAGCCCGGUAACGGAAACCCCUGGUUCGUUGGCUCGCACCUGUUGCCUCUGCUCCGCCUGGUCCUCUGUCUCCCCCAAGGCCCAGAGACGGACCUGCUACAGAAUAUGGACAGAAUCAUGGAGUCCCUGAACCUGUUACGGUACCUGCUGCUCCGGGACAAGGAGUAUGAGAAUGAGACAGGGAUCUGGACAGAGCUCUACAAGAUUGAGGACGGUUACAUGAAGCCUCUGCGUGUCGCCCUCAACAUGUCGAGGGCCCAUUACCAGAUGGAGCUCAAGAGCAUCAGAGACAGCCAGCGGCUCAAAGCUCGAGAGGCCAAGGCCAGCCCGCCCGUCUGCACUGUGACGGUGGACAGCCAGCAGCUACCCAACAUGACCCCGGAGAUGCAGCUUCAGGUGCUGCAGUCUGGCCUCCACACGUUUGACUUGAUUGAGAGCAUCCUGGUGCGCAUCGAGGAGAUCGUUGAGGAGCGUUCCUGACUUGCCCUGUUCCUCACACUCGUUUUCUACUAAUUUUGCUUUGAUGGUUUCCUCCUUGCUGUAGUGAUUAUGUAUGAGUGAUUGCUUCUUAUUUAUGGAAUAGCAUCUUUAUUAUAAUUGCUACACAUUUCCUCAUGUUUGCACGCAAAGUGCUUAGAUGCCAAGAAAUGUCAGUUUUUAUAAAACACCUCAUUUUAAAAUAAAAUCCAGCCUUUUCUAACUGUAA
Molecule: messenger RNA, 2279 nt
Organism: Paramormyrops kingsleyae
Lineage: Eukaryota; Metazoa; Chordata; Actinopteri; Osteoglossiformes; Mormyridae
Gene: glmna
Product: glomulin, FKBP associated protein a
Cellular component (GO): cytoplasm
Molecular function (GO): ubiquitin-protein transferase inhibitor activity
Source: RefSeq, a predicted model, not a curated record